AUGCUCGGAAGUAGUUUAUCCGCGUUCCGAGCGGGACCCGUCAUCAGCUCGACUAUCAACAACUUGGAACUCCCCAAUACCCCAUACCAUACCGCAGCCAUGGAUAGCGCAGAUCCAUUUCUACAAGUUCAAGCCGACGUUGAGUCAACACUACAAGCCAGUCGCCCUCUCUUCUCCUCAUACCUCCGCAUUCGGUCCCUGGCCAAAAGCCCCUCAAACCCCGAACUGAAGCAAUCGCGUUCCGAGCUCGAAAGCACAUUAACAGAGCUCACGGCCGAUCUUAAUGAUCUUGUCGAGAGCGUACGUGCAAUCGAACAAGACCCUUAUCGCUAUGGCCUAGAACUCGAGGAGGUGCAACGGCGCCGCAAGCUAGUUGACGAGGUCGGCGAUGAAGUCGAAAAGAUGCACAAAGAGCUACAACAAGCGGUCUCGAAUUCCGCCCCUGAAACACUUCCCAAUCCCACCGAGUUCGAUGCUGCUUUGGAGGAGGAAGAGCGUGGCCGUGCUCGCGGCGGUGACGAUUACUAUGCCUCUAUGGAGCAGCAGCGCCAGUCUGAACUCAUGCAUGAGCAGGAUGAACAGCUUGAUGGUGUGUUCCGCACGGUUGGCAACUUGCGCCAGCAGGCUGAUGAUAUGGGGAGGGAGCUGGAGGAUCAGGCUGUCAUGAUUGACGAGGUUGAUACACUGGCAGAUCGAGUAGGGGGCAAGCUGUCGAAUGGCAUGUCGCGGAUCAAACACAUUGUUCGCAAAAACGAAGGUAAGAUAUCGUGUGCUUUUUUCUAUUCUCUACGCUGGCACUGGACUGGUUUGAUGUGGGAAUCAUAA
Penicillium soppii is the source of this 825-nucleotide messenger RNA. Its product is annotated as SNARE domain protein. The transcript is spliced from 2 exons. NCBI's taxonomy places the organism in Eukaryota, Fungi, Ascomycota, Eurotiomycetes, Eurotiales, Aspergillaceae. The record is from RefSeq and is a predicted model, not a curated record. Gene Ontology annotation, cellular component: membrane. Bases 1 to 825 code for a protein of 274 amino acids. Gene Ontology annotation, biological process: Golgi vesicle transport.